AGCGGGGUGCUUCGAAACACCGCAACGGAGUCUUCGUCUUCGUCUUCGACUCUUCGUCGUCGUCCACUGUCUGCACUCACUCUUCAAGUUCUACCUCCUCUAAUGGUAUCGCUACUAUUUACCGUGGUUGCAGUCGUGGAUCACUCUUGAUUUCCAACUAUCUAAGUGCGUGCGCAUCGCGCAUACCCUACCCUAGCGAUCAACAAUGGCUUCUAGAUCUAUACAUCGCACUUGGCUUCUAAUUGUUGCAGCAUGCUUGCCACUAUUGCUGAUUCCCCAACCAGCUCUUUCCCAAACUCCUCGCCCUAAGAACGUUCAAGCUUCCCUUCGCGCUAAGUGGUCCGGCACUCCUUUGCUUCUAGAAGCUGGUGAAUUGUUAUCGAAAGAAGACCAACGGCUUUUCUGGGACUUUAUUGAGGUUUGGCUUAAUGCUGAUGAGGAUGCAGGUGGUUCUCAUUCGGCGAAAGAUUGCCUUAAGAAGAUUCUAGAACAUGGGCGCCCUCUUUUGAGGGAACCUUUGGCUUCAUUGUUUGAGUUCUCUCUUAUGCUGAGAUCAGCAUCCCCUAGAUUGGUCCUUUACCGCCAGUUAGCGCAGGAGUCUCUCUCUUCGUUUCCUCUUAGUGAUGAUGAUAGUUUCUCGGAAAAUGACAAGAUUGGAGAGAACAAGUUCAAUCCCCUUCAUGAUGGUGUGGACCUCAGGAGCCCUCAAGGCAAAUGCUGUUGGGUGGAUAAUGGUGACCAGUUGUUUUUCGAUGGUUCCGAGCUGCGGCCUUGGCUUCAAAGCCUUGCUGAACCGGUGGGUGAUUCGUUUCAGAGGCCUGAAGUCUUUGAUUUUGAUCAUGUUCAUUUUGAUUCGGGCUUCGGAAGUCCAGUUGCUAUCCUCUAUGGUGCUCUUGGGACUAGUUGCUUUAAGGAAUUUCAUGGUGCUCUGGUGGGAGCUGCCAAAGAGGGAAAAGUUAAGUACAUAUUAAGACCUGUGUUGCCAGCUGGAUGCGAAGCAGGUAUCGGCCACUGUGGGUCUCUUGGUGCAAGCGAAUCGGUAAACUUGGGUGGUUAUGGUGUGGAGCUUGCUUUGAAGAAUAUGGAAUAUAAAGCAAUGGAUGACAGCACAAUUAAAAAAGGUGUGACUUUGGAGGAUCCCCGAACAGAAGAUCUUAGCCAAGAAGUCAGAGGAUUCAUAUUCUCAAAAAUUCUGGAGCGUAAACCUGAGUUAACAUCUGAGGUCAUGGCUUUCAGGGAUUAUCUCUUGUCAUCAACUGUAUCAGAUACACUUGAUGUUUGGGAACUGAAGGAUCUGGGGCAUCAGACUGUACAGAGAAUAGUCCGUGCCUCUGAUCCUCUGCAGUCAAUGCAAGAAAUCAAUCAAAAUUUUCCUAGCAUAGUUUCUUCUUUAUCUCGCAUGAAGCUUGAUGAAGCCGUUCAAGAUGAAAUAGUAGCAAACCAGCGUAUGGUUCCACCUGGCAAGUCUUUAAUGGCCCUCAAUGGUGCUUUAGUCAAUAUCGAAGAUGUUGACCUUUAUCUGUUGAUUGACUUGGUUCAUCAAGAUUUGUUGUUAGCUGAUCAGUUCUCAAAAUUGAAGAUUCCUCAUAGUACUGUACGGAAACUGCUGUCAACUUCACCUCCUUCGGAAUCUAGUACAUUUCGUGUUGAUUUUCGUUCUACUCAUGUUUAUUAUCUUAACAACUUGGAAGAAGAUGCUAUGUACAAACGAUGGAGGAGCAAUCUAAAUGAGAUCUUGAUGCCAGUCUUCCCUGGGCAGCUACGUUACAUCCGUAAAAAUCUUUUCCAUGCUGUUUUUGUUCUUGAUCCAGCAACCAGUUGUGGUCUUAAGUCAAUUGAUCUGAUAAUUUCCUUGUAUGAGAAUAAUGUUCCUAUGAGAUUUGGGAUCAUCCUGUAUUCUUCAAAGUACAUCAUGCAGUUAGAGAACCAUUCUACCAAAGAUGGUGAUAAAUUUGAGGAGGAUAUAUCAGAUAUGAUCAUACGUCUCUUCAGCUAUAUCAAGGAGAACUAUGGAACUCCAUUGGCUUUCCAGUUUUUGAGUAAUGUUAACAAAUUACAUACGGAAUCAGAUGGUCAUGCAGAUGAUGCUCUUGAACUUCACCAUGUUGAAGGGGCAUUUGUGGAAACAAUAUUACCCAAAGUAAAAUCCCCACCUCAAGAGAUGUUACUAAAGCUGGAGAAGGAGCAAAAGUUGAAGGAAUUGUCACAUGAAAGCUCCAUGCAUGUAUUUAAGCUUGGCUUGUCUAAGCUUGAAUGUUCUUUGUUGAUGAAUGGGCUUGUUAUUGAUCCCAAUGAGGAGGCUUUAUUUAAUGCCUUGAACGAAGAAACUCAGAGAAUACAGGAAGGCGUGUAUUUUGGACAAAUAAAUUCUCACACUGAUGUAUUAGAUAAGUUCCUAUCAGAAGCUGGUAUUCAACGAUAUAAUCCUCAGAUUAUUUCUGAUAACAAACCAAGGCUCAUAUCUUUGUCUACGUUUAUUUUUGGAGAGGGAUCUAUACUGAAUGACAUUGACUACUUGCAUUCUCCUGGAACAAUGGAUGAUCUGAAACCCGUAACACAUCUUGUUGCUGUUGAUAUCACUUCAAGUAGUGGGAUAAAAUUACUUCGGCAUGCCUUAAAUUACCUGAUAGAAGGAUCUAAAGGUGCUCGUGUAGGAAUUCUGUUUAAUGCCAAUCAGAGCACAACUUCAUUAAGCCUCCUGUUUACGAAGGUUUUUGGAAUAACUACAUCCUCAUAUAGCCAUAAGAAGAAUGUAUUGGAUUUCUUGGAUCAGCUAUGCUCAAUCUAUCAGCAGAAGUACUUCCAUACAUCAGCUGUUGAAGUUGAUAGUACUCAAGCAUUUAUUAUUAAGGUCUCUGAGCUUGCUGAAGCCAAUGGGUUACCAUCUAAGGUCUAUGAAUCAUCCCUUUUAGAAUUUUCUGCCGAUGAAGUGAGAAGGCAUUUGAGUAAGGUGGAAAAUUUUUUGUACAGAGCACUUGGGUCUGAAUCUGGUGUCAAUGCUGUCUUUACUAAUGGAAGGGUGACUUAUCCUAUUGCCGAAGGAACAUUUUUGAGUGCUGAUAUGCAUCUUCUUGAAUCAAUUGAGUUUAAGCAAAGGACAAAGCAUAUUGUGGAAAUUAUUGAAGAAGUGAAAUGGCAGGAUGUUGACCCUGACAUGCUGACAAGCAAAUUCAUCAGUGAUAUCGUCAUGGGCCUAUCCUCUUCAAUGGCUACACGGGAAAGGAGUUCUGAAAGUGCGCGUUUUGAGGUUUUGAGUGAUCAACAUAGUGCCAUUAUUUUGAAUAAUGAAAAUUCUAGCAUUCAUAUUGAUGCCGUUCUUGAUCCUUUAAGUCCAACCAGCCAGAGAUUAUCUGGAAUUCUUCGAGUACUAUGGAAAUAUAUUCAGCCAAGCAUGAGGAUUGUACUAAAUCCAGUGAGUUCCCUUGCUGAUCUUCCUCUGAAGAAUUACUACAGAUAUGUAGUACCCACUAUGGAUGAUUUUAGUAACACUGACUCUUCAGUAAAUGGCCCAAAAGCUUUUUUUGCCAACAUGCCAUUGUCUAAGACCCUGACCAUGAAUCUUGAUGUUCCUGAACCCUGGCUUGUUGAACCUGUCAUUGCAGUUCAUGACUUGGAUAACAUUCUGCUUGAGAACCUUGGUGAUACAAGAACAUUGCAAGCAGUUUUUGAACUUGAAGCUCUUGUCCUCACAGGUCAUUGCUCUGAGAAAGAUCAUGAUCCUCCUCGAGGUCUUCAGCUAAUUCUUGGAACCAAAAGCACACCCCAUUUAGUUGAUACCCUUGUGAUGGCCAAUCUUGGCUAUUGGCAAAUGAAAGUCUCUCCUGGGGUUUGGUACUUGCAGCUUGCUCCUGGCAGAAGCUCUGAGCUUUAUAUUUUAAAGGAUGGUGGUGAUGGAAAUCUGGACAAACAAUCAUCAAAACUCAUUACUAUUAAUGAUUUACGGGGUAAAGUUGUUCACAUGGAAGUAGUUAAAAGAAAGGGCAAGGAGAGUGAAAAAUUGCUGAUACCUGAUGAGGGUGAACAAGAUAAGAACGAAGGAGGUAGCUGGAAUUCCAACUUUCUAAAGUGGGCUUCUGGCUUCAUUAGUAGCAAUGAACUAUCCAAAAAAGCUGAAAGCAGUUCAUCAGAUAAAGGAAGCAGUGGACGGCAUGGAAAAACUAUUAAUAUAUUUUCAAUUGCAUCUGGACACUUAUAUGAACGCUUCACAAAGAUUAUGAUUCUAAGUGUACUAAAGAAUACCAAUCGUCCGGUUAAAUUCUGGUUCAUAAAGAACUACCUCUCUCCUCCCUUUAAGGAUCUGAUUCCCCACAUGGCCAAAGAGUAUGGUUUUGAAUAUGAGCUAAUCACGUACAAAUGGCCUACAUGGUUGCAUAAGCAAAAGGAAAAGCAGCGAAUAAUUUGGGCAUAUAAAAUCUUAUUCCUUGAUGUCAUCUUUCCCCUUUCCUUGGAGAAGGUCAUUUUUGUGGAUGCUGAUCAAGUUGUAAGGGCUGACAUGGGAGAACUCUAUGACAUGAAUUUAAAAGGAAAACCUCUGGCAUAUACUCCGUUUUGUGAUAAUAAUAAGGAAAUGGAUGGAUAUCGAUUUUGGAGACAAGGUUUCUGGAGGGAUCAUUUGCGGGGAAAACCAUAUCAUAUUAGUGCUUUAUAUGUUGUUGAUCUGAAGAAGUUCCGAGAGACUGCAGCUGGAGAUCAUCUUAGAGUUUUCUAUGAAACCCUUAGCAAGGAUCCAAAUAGUCUAUCCAACUUGGAUCAGGAUCUCCCUAAUUAUGCUCAGCAUAAUGUGCCCAUCUUCUCUUUGCCACAAGAAUGGCUAUGGUGUGAAUCAUGGUGUGGUAAUGCUACAAAAUCCAAGGCAAAGACCAUUGAUCUGUGCAACAAUCCCAUGACAAAAGAACCCAAACUUCAGGGUGCUAGACGAAUAGUGUCCGAGUGGCCAGACCUUGAUUUGGAGGCAAGAAAGUUCACUGCACGAAUCUUAGGUGAAGAUCAAGAAACCGUGCAAUCGCCAAAUCAAUCAAACGAUAUGAGUAGUGAUGAUUCUUUGCAAGUAGACGCGGAAUCCAAGGCUGAGUUGUGAAAAUGAUAAUUGAAACGCUUUAUGCAAGUUAUUUAAAAACAGUCAGUGAUCCUUGCUGCAGCUUGGCACCGCGUAGCAUCAUGAUAUCUCUCUUACCAAAGUGUGCCUGCAGAUGAAUUGGCAGCCAGUUUUCCAAACACAAUAACAACAGCGAAAUGCAAUAAGAUUUUGCCUUCUCUGUUUGCCAAUUCCUGGUUCACAAGAGAUUUUGAUUAGACAGAAAUGAUAGUGAAUUUAAAUCUUGUGUUCAAUGUAACCAUUUUGGACAUAGCUACCAUUAAUUAUGUAUACCAUUAACCAUUAGCAACCCCUCCAAUCCCUACUACCCCAACCUUUAACUUGGUAUGCACCCGACUGUUGGAAAUUUUCAUUGUCCUUUGUAUGGCAACGGUAGUCUAGUCUAGCUUUAUUUAUCAUUAUUGCUAAUUAUUGUUACCUGAUUUUGCAGUGGAUGCAUGCUACCGCACUUAUAUUCACAUAAUUAAGAGAGAUCUUUGGAUUGAUUUUUUU
Messenger RNA from Arachis stenosperma, 5587 nucleotides. Its product is annotated as UDP-glucose:glycoprotein glucosyltransferase. Gene Ontology annotation, molecular function: UDP-glucose:glycoprotein glucosyltransferase activity. The transcript has 37 exons. The record is from RefSeq and is a predicted model, not a curated record. Gene Ontology annotation, cellular component: endoplasmic reticulum. Lineage: Eukaryota; Viridiplantae; Streptophyta; Magnoliopsida; Fabales; Fabaceae. Bases 206 to 5077 code for a protein of 1623 amino acids.